Chroicocephalus ridibundus (black-headed gull) is the source of this 2577-nucleotide messenger RNA. Its product is annotated as inhibin beta C chain-like. Gene Ontology annotation, cellular component: extracellular region. Bases 842 to 1930 code for a protein of 362 amino acids. The transcript is spliced from 2 exons. NCBI's taxonomy places the organism in Eukaryota, Metazoa, Chordata, Aves, Charadriiformes, Laridae. The record is from RefSeq and is a predicted model, not a curated record. Gene Ontology annotation, molecular function: growth factor activity; hormone activity; cytokine activity.
CUCCCCCGGCGGGCGUGCGCGCUGCGUCACUGCUCCGUGCGCGCUGCGUCACCAUCCCGCGCCCGCCGCGCGCCCGUUGUCGUAGCAACCUGCCGGACGCGGCGCCGUGGGGGGCGGGCGGGACGUGGCAGCGCCCCCUGGCGGGGCGGAGGGCGCAGCGGGGACGCUCCCGCCGUGCGGGGGCGGAGCCACCCGAGGCCCCGCCUUCGGGAGGAGGGCGCGGGGGCGGGCCCGCCCGCCGCCGGGCUCCACCCCCCUCGGCCCCGCCCCCGGCGCGCAGCACGCGGGGCCCCGCCCCCGCCCCCGGGGUUUCCCCAUCCCGGGGGUCCCGCCCCGGGGGGUCCCCACGGCGCCCCCCCGCCGUCCCGGGAGCCCUCGCCGUACGCGGGGACCCACCUGCCUGGGCUCCCACCGCCGGGGUGGGCGGCGGGGUGGCCGCCCUUGGCCGGAGCGGGGCGUCCGGUGCCGACCCCCAGCCCUCGGGCAGCCCCUGCCGAGCGGGCAGCUCCGGGCCGAGCCCCUGGAGCGGCGGCACCAUCCGCCCGGGUCCCUCCUAACGCGGGGCGAGCUGUGCCGCGGCUGCCCCGUGCCCGGGAGAAGCUCCUGCGGGAUCACAGGGGCGUUUAUCUUGCCCGGGAUCAGCCAAUAUUUGUGGCCACGUCAGGAGAUCGGGCACUUCCUCGCUCUCUGCCCCUGCCGAGCCCAGCGCUGCCGUCCUGCCGCCGCGCUCUGCUCUCCCGGCGCCAGCGCUGCUGUCCCCCUUCGACUUCGGCUUAUCCGACACUUGGAGGAACACUAUUUGCUGAGACCCCGCCCCAGCUGUCACCUCCCGGCACCAGAGAUGACACCCACGGUGGCCUUCCUGCUCCUGAGCCUUCUGAGGAUGGCAGCUCCCAAGGGACAGUGGUGCCCGGCCUGCGGGCUGGCAGCCCUGGCCCCCACCACGCAGCGGGACGUCCUCAUCGCGCUGGCAAAGCAGAGCAUCCUCUCCAAGCUCCGCUUGCCGGACCGGCCCAACAUCACCCAGCCCACGUCCAGGGGGGCUCUGCUGACCGCUCUCCGCAGGAUGCGUGCGCAGCGCAUGGACACGGCCCUCCCCCCAGGGAUGCCCCAUGACGGUGGCAUCCCACACCUGCAUCCUGGGAUGGGUGUGCAGGAAUAUGAGAUCUUGAGCUUUGCUGAGUCAGGGUCCUCCACCUCCCGCGGCGUUCGCCUGCAUUUCCACUUCAACCGGGAGCUGGCUGGGAGCACCGAGAUCCUGCAAGCCACCCUCUACCUGUUCUGGGCAGUCCCCAGCCCCGGCACGCACCCUGUCACCGUGAGACUCUUGCAGCCAGACCCAACAGGGCUGAACGCGACCGUGGCCAGCGAGACACGGCUGGAGGUGCAGAGGGCCGGCUGGGCCACGCUGGACGUGGGCCGAGCCGUCCAGAGCCUCUUCAGCCAAGGGAGCCAGAGGCUCACUGUGGAGCUGGAGGUGGCAGAGGACUGGGGGUCUCCCCUCCUGGCUGUCCACAGUGAUUCCCACUGGCCGUUUGUGGCAGCCCAGGCCCGAGCCAGGACGCCCCACCGGGUCCAGCGGCGUGGCAUUGAUUGCAGUGGGGACUCUCGGAUGUGCUGCCGCAAGGAAUUCUUCGUGGACUUCAAGGAGAUCGGCUGGGAGGACUGGAUCAUCCAGCCGGAGGGAUAUCACAUGAACUACUGCGCGGGGCUGUGCCCCCUGCACAUGGCUGGCAUCCCUGGCCUCGCUGCCUCCUUCCACACGGCUGUCCUCAACCUCAUCAAAGCCAACAACGCGGACGCAGCCGUGGACUCCUGCUGCGUGCCCACGCAGCGUCGCCCCCUCUCUCUGCUCUACUACGACCGGGACAGCAACAUCGUCAAGACCGACAUCCCCGACAUGAUUGUCGAUGCCUGCGGUUGUACCUGAGCGGCUGCCUGAGGAGGCGGGAGGGCAGGACCUGUGCCGCGCAGGGCUCUCCUCCUCCCGGCCCCUCUCUGGCAGCGCGAGACCUGGCAAACUGCUGAGAGACGGGAACCCUGCAGAGGUGUUUUCUCCUCCUGAGGUUGAAGCAUCGAGGCUGAUGCUGAACGUGCAAGUCCUCUCCUCCCUCACCUCCCACAGGGCUCUUUUCCCCCUUCAGAUCUGCCCAUGGAUUCCUCUCUGCCCAUGAGCCGUGGCCUCUAAGAGCGGCUCCUGAUGGACACCAGACCCUCCUCCCCCCAGGACUCUGCAGAGCACAGCUCCCCCGGCAGCUCCGGGCAGCCCCGGCUCACCCUGCCGCUGGUCCCAGGCCAAGGCCAGGGUGCAGCCCUCAGUGCUGCAACACGAACACGUGCUCGUCAGGUAACGGGUCCCAGCAGCGGCCACCUCAGGCUGCUGGGGGAGGCAGAAGCUGAAAAGAUGCCGGGGGGUGGUGAGGCCAGAGGGGAGAGGGCCAUCCACAGGACCCCACUCCUCAGCUGGACAUGGUGUUGAGGUGGGUGAGGAAGGGGAAAUAGAUCCCAGUGGGAGGAAAGCAUCUCCUUCUCCGCGCAUCCCAGCUACCCGAUAUUCAAUAAAAGACUCCCAGCUGU